UAUACAGUAACCGCCGGUAGCUCGCUGAGAGAGAGUCCCACUGCAGAAAGAGCAUUCGUGUUUUAAGCUUUCGUUGAAGCUGAGUGCCGUUCGCUGACGACGACGCGCGGAAAUUCGGUCAAAAACAAAUAUAUUUCGUAAAAUAUAUUUUAAAUUAGUUGUAUAUUAAACACAAUUGUUAAGUGUAAAGUAAACAAGUCAAUUCACACUGCUAAACAAAUUAAAAAUAAACAUAACCAGCAAUGACUGACAAUAAACCACAUGCACUACAGCAGCCACAGCAACAAAAGUUCGCAUUGCUACCCAAGAUUAUUAACGGCGGCAUUGCGGGUGUUAUUGGAGUAACAUGUGUAUUUCCAUUGGAUUUGGUCAAGACUCGCCUGCAGAAUCAGCAAAUCGGUCCAAAUGGCGAGCGUAUGUACAGCAGCAUGCUGGAUUGCUUUCGCAAAACGUACAAGGCGGAGGGAUAUUUCGGCAUGUACCGUGGUUCGGCUGUAAACAUUUUGCUGAUUACCCCAGAGAAGGCAAUCAAACUGACCGCCAAUGAUUACUUCAGACACAAACUUACCACAAAAGAUGGAAAGCUGCCAAUGAGCAGUCAAAUGGUAGCUGGCGGUUUGGCUGGUGCCUUCCAAAUUAUUGUAACCACGCCCAUGGAGUUGUUAAAGAUUCAGAUGCAGGAUGCUGGUCGUGUAGCAGCUGCAGCAAAAUUAGCUGGCAAGCAUGUUGAAAAGGUAUCGGCCACACAGCUGACCAUGUCAUUGAUAAGGGAGAAGGGCAUCUUUGGCUUAUACAAAGGACUUGGCGCUACGGGUCUACGUGAUGUUUCAUUUUCAGUCAUUUACUUUCCAUUGUUUGCUACGCUCAACGAAUUGGGUCCACGACGUAGUGAUGGUUCCGGCGAGGCGGUAUUCUGGUGUUCCUUCCUGGCUGGUUUGGCGGCAGGUUCAACAGCUGCUCUUGCGGUCAAUCCCUUAGAUGUGAUCAAAACUCGGUUGCAGGCCAUCAAGAAAGCCGAUGGUGAAAAGGAGUUCAAGGGAAUUACCGAUUGCAUUACGAAAACUCUGAAGCACGAGGGACCCACAGCAUUCUUCAAGGGCGGUCUUUGCCGAAUGAUUGUGAUUGCGCCACUGUUUGGAAUUGCCCAAACUGUCUACUAUUUGGGCGUAGCCGAAGGCUUGCUGGGCGUAGAGAAAAAGUAAAUGGAUCAAAGAAACGAAACCAUACUGAAAUAACUAAUAAGAUGACGUAUUCCGAUGUGGUAGAAAGUGAAAACCAGAAAAGAGUACAGAUAUGAGGAAUACAUCGCCUUGUUAGUAUAAUUACCUUGAGCUACAAGAGCUUCUUAACGAUUACUCUCUGAAUGUUAAAUGUAUAUGUAUGCGUUAAUGCUAUUGUUACUGUUAAAGCUGUCGUAUUUCAAUUUUAUAAGCUAAAAGCA
Drosophila innubila is the source of this 1441-nucleotide messenger RNA. It is a transcript of the gene GC1, whose product is annotated as mitochondrial glutamate carrier 1. Gene Ontology annotation, molecular function: L-glutamate transmembrane transporter activity; L-aspartate transmembrane transporter activity. The record is from RefSeq and is a predicted model, not a curated record. The transcript has 6 exons. Gene Ontology annotation, biological process: malate-aspartate shuttle; L-glutamate transmembrane transport; aspartate transmembrane transport. Lineage: Eukaryota; Metazoa; Arthropoda; Insecta; Diptera; Drosophilidae. The coding region runs from base 243 to 1202 and encodes 319 amino acids.